AAAACGUGUGAAUAUUUGAUAAAAUUAUUUAGUAACUUUAAGAUCAUUCACAACAAUACUUCAAUUUAAAAACAGCAAAAAGAAAAUAAAAUUUUAGAAAAAUGGCUCAAUCAACCUUGUUAAAAUUGUCCUUCCUUUUGGCUGCUGCCUUUAUCCUGGCCCCCACUUACACUAAAGCUAAAUGCAAUUUAUGCACUGAUUAUGGUAUUGCUUGUGUCAAUGAAACAGCUUUCAAUAUGUGCUUUGGAGGCAAACCAGAUACUAGCAACGUUUACAGCUGCCCUCCGGGUAAAGUUUGCAGUGCCACAAGCUUAAAAUGCGCAAAUGUCUCUGGAAGCGCACAACCCGCUUGUGAACCUAAUAAAGGAUGCGGAAUUUGUGAUGGUUUCAAAUUAUUUGCCUGUACAAGUCGCACAACUUUCGCUCAAUGUAAUCCUGAUAAAACUUUGAGUCAAAAGAACAUAAAUUGUCCCAAAGGUUUAACAUGUAGUACACAAAGUAUCGAAAUAUGCGUAAAUGAGUGCGAGAGGCCAACUACUUCUGAAUGCGAUAGAGAGACACCAUUGUAAAUAUUGUGUUAUAUAUUUGUGAAAUUAAUGACUUUAUGAAAUACAUGUUUGCGUUUUUUAAUAUUUAA
Messenger RNA from Lucilia sericata (common green bottle fly), 637 nucleotides. RefSeq lists its product as uncharacterized. The transcript has 2 exons. NCBI's taxonomy places the organism in Eukaryota, Metazoa, Arthropoda, Insecta, Diptera, Calliphoridae. The record is from RefSeq and is a predicted model, not a curated record. The coding region runs from base 102 to 569 and encodes 155 amino acids.